CCUAAAACCAAGUGGGACAUGUGACGACGGUAGGACCUUCGUAGGACUUGAACUGUCAACUGAUGAAUGUCGUGCCGCCUGCCGGAAUGUGGCUCAGCUCGAGGCGCUGCCGUUUCUUGGCCGAUUACGAGCCAAUAGCAGCUCGAAGAACCCAGUUUCCGAUUGGGCGGUUGGGGCGGUGGGAAGUGGCUCCACCCUGUGUCAGCCGCAGCGAUGAUGCGAAUUUGUUUCGGUUCAGCAACUUUCCGUCCACUGACAAACCACCUUGGACAGCUUGCACCGGAUCGAGCAUUUCACGAGUAUGGAAGAUUCGGAAUGAUGAUUCCACAGAGAUGGCUAACAUGGAAGGUUACACUACGCUGCUUCUCAUCUUUAGGUCCCGUUGCGGCUCUGUCCGAUGGCAUGUCUCAGAACUGGCGUUGCGGGGCCCCAAUGACCGGCCGCCUGUCAGAAGUCAACCACGUGCUGACAGCAUGCUACGGAUGCAAGAUGUAUGCCGUUUCCUGACGACUACCUAAGCCUAGGACUCGAACUCUUUUAUCACCUCUGCCGGGGACUACGGACGCACCAAGUACAUAUUCAGAUCUAGGCACACCGACUUUUUAAGUGUCGGAGCUUGUUGUCGGCCUGAAUCGCCCAUUGAUUCGUAUCGAGCCUGUCAUCAUCGAAAAUGCAUGGCAGCUGGCCAGUGGAUGGUG
This is a messenger RNA of Canariomyces notabilis, 698 nucleotides long. RefSeq lists its product as uncharacterized. The coding region runs from base 63 to 518 and encodes 151 amino acids. The record is from RefSeq and is a predicted model, not a curated record. The transcript has a single exon. NCBI's taxonomy places the organism in Eukaryota, Fungi, Ascomycota, Sordariomycetes, Sordariales, Chaetomiaceae.